Varroa destructor (honeybee mite) is the source of this 2242-nucleotide messenger RNA. Its product is annotated as importin subunit alpha-1-like. Gene Ontology annotation, molecular function: nuclear import signal receptor activity; protein binding. Lineage: Eukaryota; Metazoa; Arthropoda; Arachnida; Mesostigmata; Varroidae. Gene Ontology annotation, biological process: protein import into nucleus. The record is from RefSeq and is a predicted model, not a curated record. Gene Ontology annotation, cellular component: cytoplasm.
UCGGUGGCUGAGCGCGCUGCAGUUGCGAAACAUUAACAGGAAUUAUUGCUCACCUUUUCAAUUCGGAAUCAAAGUUUCGGCGACAGCCGACCUUAUUAAGCACCUGGAGUUAAGAAUGGCUCCAAACGAUCGCCUAGCUCAAUUCAAAAAUCACGGGAAAGAUCUUGAAAGUGGCCGGCUGCGUCGCAAGGAAGACGUCAUUGAACUACGUAAAGCUCGUAAAGAUGAGCAGCUCUCAAAACGACGCAACAUUCAUUUGGAUGCAGAGGAAGGUGACUUCGACGAGGGUGACAACAACAAUCCAAUUACGCCUUCAAAAACAGGGGAUCAUCAAUCCAUUCAGGACAUCGAACAACUCGUGAAGGGUAUCUAUUCUAGUAAUGUGGAAACUGUCUUGAAAUUUACGCAUUUAUCUCGACGUGUUUUAUCUAAAGAACGGAAUCCGCCAAUUGACAAGUUCAUCGAACUCAAUGCUGUACCUAGGCUGGUGGAAAUCCUUAAGGCACAAGACCGCCCUGAUCUUCAAUUUGAAGCCGCAUGGGCCCUCACUAAUAUUGCUUCAGGCACGGCGGAGCAGACGAAGUGCGUCGUCGGGGAAGGCGCUUGUCCAUUGUUCAUACAGCUCCUUGGAUCGAAACACAAUAAUGUGGCUGAGCAGGCUGUGUGGGCGCUGGCAAAUAUCGCAGGCGACGGACCUGAGUACCGUGACAUGCUGAUUCGAAACGGAAUAAUACCUGCUGUGAUUAAGCUUAUAAAGCAAGAUACGUCAUGCAACUUCUUGGCCAAUGUGUCUUGGUGCCUUAGCAAUCUCUGCCGCAACAAGAAUCCUCCUCCUCCGCUCGAAGCUGUUGUGGAAUGUCUUCCUGCGAUAAAGCAACUCUUGAUGCAUGAAUCCAACGCCGUGAUUUCGGAUGCAUGUUGGUCUCUCUCAUACAUUUCCGACGGAACCGAUGACCGCAUUCAAGAGGUGGUGGACCAAUACGUACUCGAUCGUCUCGUAAGCAUAAUUAGUUCUUCAAAUGAUCGUAAUCUUGUUGUACCAGCGUUACGCACCCUGGGUAAUAUUGUCACCGGAACUGAUGUACAAACGCAAGCGGUGAUCGACCACGGUGCCUUACCAGCCUUCAGGCAUCUUUUAACUAAUGAGACAUUGAAUCUCCGCAAGGAAGUGGCAUGGGCACUCUCAAACAUCACAGCUGGCAAUCAAAGUCAAAUCCAAGCUGUGAUUACUGCUGGGCUUGUUCCUUGUCUCAUCGAACUCAUUCAACAUGGAGAUGUCAAAACGCAGAAAGAGGCUACUUGGGCCAUUUCCAAUUUCACUUGUGGAGGAAGCGUAGAUCAGAUAGGAUUACUGGUCCAAGAAGGUGUACUCCAACCGCUUAUUGACAUGUUAACUCAAAAUGACGCUAAGAUCACUAUGGUGGUUCUGGAUGCUGUAAGGAAUAUCCUACAAGCCGGCGACAAGAUGAACCAGCGUGAUACCCUGUGUGAGGUACUCGAGGAAAUGGGACUUGUUGAUCAACUCGAGCGAUUGCAGGCCCACGAAAACGAAGAGAUUUACGGGAUGGCGGUUAAACUCGUUGAGGAAUAUUGGGGCGCAGAAGACAGCGAAGGUGAAACAGGCCCUGCGGUAGCUGAGGACGGUCAGCAUUACAUGUUCAAUCCCAACAAUCCUGGAUCCGGCAAUAGUCAGUUCCAGUUUUAAAGUUCUAUAGGUAAAUAAAUAACAGUGGCAAGCGACUACUGUUUACAUGAUCUCCAAUAUUUUCCUCUCUCUAGGCCUAUCUGAUCUUAUAUGUGCAAAGCAAUAGAUCACAACUACCAAACCAUUGCUAUUUCACGGGUUACGUUUCCGAAAGAUUUUGUUUUUAGUCAAAAAUAUUAUGGUUACUAUCCGCAACUGAUAGUUCCUUCGUACAAAAAUUGGCUCAAGCAAAAAUGGCUUUGGCUACGUAAAAAUAGCCAUCUAUGUUAAAUGUUUACGUAGAGAUGUGUUAAAUGAAAUGACUGGUCAAAUUAACACAGAGUAAUAAAGCUCUCUGACAGGUUUUGACCACCUAACUCAAAAUCAGUUAGCUAAUGUUUAAGAAUUUAGUAAAGCGCUUUGCUGGAUCGCCUAAUUUUAUUAUAUUUAUCACUCUUGAAUAACGCUGCAUUUUUUUAAGAAAUUGGUGUGGACAUAUCUAUAAUGAAUGCGACAAUCAUUAUCAUUGUGAAGAAUAAAACAAAUGAUUGGGUUCAA